AUGGAUAUUCACCGCUGUCGAUUCGUGUCCUACAAUCCUCAGGCUAUCAACUCGCUUGCCUUCUCGCAUCCCCCUUCCGCUGAUCUCGCCGGGCGAGGUGUGCCCACUCUUCGACUCGCAAUCGGCCGUGCGAACGGCGAUAUCGAAAUAUGGAACCCGAUGCGCGGAGUGUGGUUCCAGGAGACUGUGCUACGUGGAGGGAAGGACCGAAGUAUUGAAGGCCUAAUUUGGACACAAGACCCCCAUGAGGACGGACCUGCGGGUGCCAAGCUGCCGGGCAAGCUGCGCCUGUUCAGCAUCGGCUACUCCACAGCGGUCACAGAGUGGGAUCUCGAACAGGGACGUCCACUGCGCCACUCCAGUGGAAACUACGGUGAAAUUUGGUGCCUUGCUGCCCAGCCGCAGUGGCAGCCUACCAAGAGAGGCGCAAAUGGAAAAUUCCUUCCACCGGCUGAGGGAGAGUAUCUGGGCCAGCACCUGGCAGCCGGUUGUGCGGAUGGAUCAAUUGUGAUCCUGUCGACUGCCGAUGGUGAUCUCAGGUUCCUUCGUCUGAUGCGUCCUUCCACGAAGCGAGCGCGGGUUCUGAGCGUUACCUUCCAGAACCGCAACACCAUCGUCGCGGGCUACGCCGAUAGCUCUAUUCGUCUCUUCGAUAUCCGCAACGGACAACUACUGAGAACAAUCUCACUUGGAAAAGGACCAACAGAUGGCCCUAAGCAGCUGCUGGUUUGGUCCGUCAAGUGCCUGCCGGAUGGCACGAUUGUUUCUGGAGAUUCCGCGGGCGAGAUCCGCUUCUGGGAUGCUAAGAACUACUCCCUCAUCCAGCGGAUACAGGGCCAUCUUGCAGAUGUGCUUGAUGUGGCUGUGAGCGCGAAUGGUGAUACUGUCAUCAGUGGUGGCGCAGAUCAGAGAACAGUGGUUUACCGCAAGAAGGAUGUCGAGAAGGGUGAUAAGAAGAGCCGCUGGGCAGAGGUCAUGCAUCGCCGAUACCAUUCCCACGACGUUAAAACAUUUGCUGUUUACGAGACGAAAGAGAUCAGUAUCGCUGUAUCUGGAGGUCCUGAUGCGACACCCGUUGUCCUGCCGCUCCGGGAAUUUGGGAAAGAACACCACCGCAAGCUUUCCAGCCUUCCUCAGAUUCCACAACUUACUUCCGCGCCUUCCUCUCGUUUGGUGAUGAGCUUCUGGGACCGAGAGGUGAGUCUCUGGCGAGUCUCUCGAGGCCCAGCUUCUCUGAAUGAGAAUAUCGAUGGCCAGAGGCAUAGACUCGUCGCAAAGGUUAUGAUUCAGGGUGAAGAAAACAUCACUUCUGCUAUGCUGUCCCCAGAUGGAAAGACCCUUGCUGUCGCCACAGUAUCCGACGUCAAGCUGUUCACUGUUCGCCGGCGCAAGGGCGAUGAGAAGGGCGCUCUCCGAAUCCAGAAGAUCGAUGUCCCCAAAUCUCUUUCUAGCGAAGGCGCACGUCUCGUGACGAUCUCACCGGAUAGCCAAUGGCUCUGCAUCAUUCGCCCCAACAGCGGCGUUUAUGUGGCUCGAAUUCAGUUGGUCUCUUCAGGCACCGAUAAACCAGAAAUAUUAGCGCAGCUUGCACUUCUCAAGCGUGUCAAGCGGCAUACACGACACGAAAAGGCCUCUCACGGUACACUGGGUGAGUAUGAGCGGGCAAUCCGGUCCGCUGUGUUCUCUGACGAUAGCAAGACCCUCGCUGUCGCUGAUCUGUCUGGGUGUGUUGAUACCUGGGUUCUGAGUCCCACGGCGAACUCUGGCGCCACCGUCAAUGCCAAGACAAACGGCGUAUCCAAAUUGAAUGACGACUCAUCUGACGAGGAGGACGAGGACGAGGACGUUGUGUUCGAGGGCCAGCAGUGGCAGACAGCAGCUUCAGAGUCUCCAAUUCCUCGAAUGAAGGCCGGCAUCACCUUGUUGUCCUUCCGUCCUCAGAGCUCUCCGCCGAAGGCCCUGACCAAUGGCAACAGCCACACUGGCCCCUCGGCCGGAGAGGACCGAUUGAUGGUUGUCACAAGCGAGCACCAGCUCAUUGAAUUUGAGGCUCGCAGCGGCAAGCUAUCAGAUUGGUCUCGACGAAAUCCCAAAGCUUACCUCCCUGUCGAAUUCCGGGGCGUGAAGGACCGCGCCAUGGGCUGCAUGUGGGAUCUUUUCGAGGGCCGCGAGCGCGUCUGGCUGUAUGGAUCCUCAUGGCUGUGGAUGUUCGACACGUUGCAAGAUUUCCCUUCUCCCGAAGAAUUCAAGGCCGCGGAGAACGAAGCCUCUGAACAGCUCGUCAAGGCUUCGAAGCGCAAGCGCGAUCCCUUCGAGGACGACGAGAAGGACCGCAAGAAGCCCAACAGCGGUGCUGGUGACAAGGUUCCCCGUUCACAGAUGGACAUCCACCUUGGAUCCAAGGUUCGCAAGAUCGUGGGCUGUGACGAGUCGCAGGGCGAGUGGAUAUCCCUCGAUCAAGAACGCUCGCGCAACUACGAGGACGAUGAGGCUUACGAGUAUGACGAGGCCUUUGCUGCAACCAACGAAUCAGCUCUGGCCCGUCUCCGACGCGAGGACGGAGCCGCCAUCGAAAACGGGACUCCUCGGAAGAGCUCUCAGGGUAAAUCGACGCCCGGCGCCAACGGGCUUGCAGAUUCUCAGAAAAAGCAGCUUGUGGUGGCCAAUGGCACCGCGCCCCAACCGCCACGCCGCUGGUGGCACACGUACAAGUACCGUGAUAUUCUCGGGAUCGUCCCCCUCAGCAGUUUGUCAGGCGACGACCUGGAGGAGGACGGGAACCCGUCCGGGAACCUGGAAGUGGCCGUGGUGGAGCGGCCGAUGUGGGAUGUCGAGCUGCCUGGUCGGUACUUGAGGGACUAUGAGUAA
Molecule: messenger RNA, 2868 nt
Organism: Penicillium canariense
Lineage: Eukaryota; Fungi; Ascomycota; Eurotiomycetes; Eurotiales; Aspergillaceae
Gene: ura7
Product: small subunit rRNA maturation protein UTP4
Exons: 3
Coding region: 1-2868 (955 amino acids)
Biological process (GO): maturation of SSU-rRNA from tricistronic rRNA transcript (SSU-rRNA, 5.8S rRNA, LSU-rRNA)
Cellular component (GO): t-UTP complex; small-subunit processome; 90S preribosome
Molecular function (GO): RNA binding; protein binding
Source: RefSeq, a predicted model, not a curated record